Molecule: messenger RNA, 1460 nt
Organism: Scleropages formosus (Asian bonytongue)
Lineage: Eukaryota; Metazoa; Chordata; Actinopteri; Osteoglossiformes; Osteoglossidae
Gene: chmp2a
Product: charged multivesicular body protein 2A
Exons: 6
Coding region: 104-766 (220 amino acids)
Biological process (GO): vacuolar transport
Source: RefSeq, a predicted model, not a curated record
UCCGGGCAAACGGGCAUUUUCCUUGGGAUGCUGCUGUGUGUGCUUGUCUCGCCGAUGACCAUCCACUCUCUGACCAUCAUUUAAGUGUGAAAGUACAGACUCAAUGGAGUUCUUGUUUGGAAAGCGGAAAACCCCAGAGGAGAUGCUUAGGCAGAACCAGAGGGCUCUGAAUAGAGCCAUGAGGGAUCUGGACAGGGAACGACAGAGACUGGAGCAACAGGAGAAAAAGAUCAUUGCGGAUAUUAAGAAAAUGGCCAAACAGGGACAGAUGGAUGCUGUGAAGAUCAUGGCCAAGGACCUCGUUCGCACCAGGCGUUACGUAAAGAAGUUCAUCAUGAUGAGGGCAAACAUCCAAGCUGUCAGUUUAAAGAUUCAGACACUGAAGUCUAACAACAGCAUGGCACAGGCCAUGAAAGGAGUCACCAAAGCAAUGGCCACCAUGAACAGACAGCUGAAGUUGCCUCAGAUUCAGAAGAUUAUGAUGGAGUUUGAGCGACAGAGUGAAAUUAUGGACAUGAAGGAAGAGAUGAUGAACGAUGCAAUUGAUGAUGCCAUGGGGGAUGAAGAUGAUGAGGAGGAGAGUGAUGCUGUUGUUUCUCAGGUGUUGGAUGAACUGGGACUGAAUCUCUCAGAUGAACUCUCUAACCUCCCGACCACUGGUGGCAGUCUCUCUGUUGCCAGUGGGAAGAAAACUGAACCACAGGCUGCUAUGGCAGAUGCAGAUGCUGACCUUGAAGAGCGACUCAAUAACCUCAGGAGAGACUGAGUGGGGAAAAAUGAUAGUUCAAGUUGGGAUGUUAAUAUACAUGAUACGGUGCAUUGGUUUCUAUUCACUGAAUCGGGGUUAUAGUAGAAAAUGCGCUACAGGCAAAUGACUGUGUUUCUAUUAUGCAUAUAUAUGAGUAUUCAUAUUUCUGAGUUUUUUUAAAUGCCAUUUAAUAUCAGCUAAAGCUGUUGUUAAAGAAUAUUUCCCCCUCAGUCAUGGUAUUUCCCAGGAUAAAGUUGCAGUAGAAGACAUCCUACUUUACAGUGUGUAAUUGUAAUAAAGAUGUGAUUAUACAGAUUCUCAAUGAUGUUUUCUGUAGGAUUUCCACUAAAGUGAAAACACUAAUUGAUUUUGAUAAAUUGAGUGGGCUUUUAAUGUUUUGUUUUUUGUCUGAAUAAUGUUACUAACAUUUUUUUGGUUACAGAAAUUUAUUUUUGUUUUAAAAGGGAGGCCCUGAGUAAUCUAUUUCUGUAUGAGUAUAAAAACUAGGAUUAUACUACUACUUUUUAUAAAAUACCCCACAAGAAAUCACCAGGUCAGGUAGUUUGAUCACAUACUUCCCCUGCAAUGUAUUGCGGUACAGAUUUGAUCUGUAAAACAACAGUGCUCUUUUAAUAGUUACAAUUCAGAAUGGUAUUAAGGUAAAGGAUGCGUGGUCUUCUAUUGAAUUUCUUUGUAAUGUAAAUUUUUUUUG